GACCUCCGCGUUAUUCACUUGUAGACCGACGAUCUGAUCAUUCGUGGGUGACUAAACAGCCCUGCUCUUUCAUUAGCGAUCGUUCUCACUCGAGAUUCUCUGUUAACAACGAUCAACAUAUACUUUUAUAUUUAUUUUGACUCUCUAAGAAAAUUUUCUUCGACCCAAGAAAUUAAUCUUUAAGAAGAAGAAGAAAUGAAGACAAUCGUGCUAGCCGGAUUUAUCGUGGCGAUUUUUGGCGUUACGUUCGCGCGCGAACUACCGGAUUUCAUUCACGUUUGCAAGAAGAACGAUCCGAACUUGGCCGAUUGCAUAAAGGCAAGUGUGAAUAACCUUAAACCCAAAUUGAAAACUGGAAUACCAGAUUAUAAAAUACCAUCUUUGGAGCCAUUGGAAUUGAAAGAAUUGGUAGCCACGACAGGAGGGAACAUCAAAUUGAUGCUGAAGGAUGUCAUCGUUCAUGGCGCCAGUAACUUCACGUUAUUGAGGUUGAAAGCCAGCUUGGAUACCCUAAGCUUCGUAGCCGAGCUAGACAUUCCAAAUCUUUCCAUCGAAGGGAAUUACGACGUGGAUGGACGAAUAAUCCUUCUUCAGAUUCGAGGAAGUGGGCCGAUGACUGGCGACUUUACAAAUUGCAAGGCGUUGGUGAAGAUGCAGAUGCAGAUGUCGAACAGAAACAACGGUGAAAAUUAUCUGAAACUGACCGAUCUUAAAACCAGAAUCUCGGUAGGAGGUGGCAAACUGAAACUGCAAAAUCUGUUCGGCGGUGAUCCAGUUCUUGGCGAAGCUGUCAACACUGCGAUCAACAGCAACUUCGACUCAUUUCUCAAAGAAAUAAAGCCGUCUAUCGAGAGCGCAAUCUCCAACACGUUCACAGAUAUUGCAAACAGUAUCCUGCAACAGUUUACUUACGAGAUGCUUUUCCCAGAAUCGUAAAAAACGUACCAAAAAAUAUCGUAAAUCAGUGAUCGAGCACCGACGACAGUGAGAUGAUCUAUGUCAUUUUAAAAGAAAUUCAUUGAAGUAUGUUAGUAAACGACGAGGAGGAUUUCUUAGUAUUCUUAAAUCUGGAAUUAUGAUUUUGCACUCGGAUUACGUUGACGAGAUUGGACGAGAUUAUUGUACUUAUUUGUUCGAAAGAUGGAAAAAUGCGAGUGUCGGGUACAUUACGGAUUUUUAUGCAUUUUAUGGGAAAUUGAGAAAUGUAAAAAUAUGCAUAGAAUACAUGUAAUACGGCAAAUAUAUGAAAUAUCCAAAUAGUAUAUGUAUAUAAGUAGUUUGUAACAAACAAAUUUCUGCAUAAAUUCUAUUUCUUCUUUUUUUUUUUUUUUAGUGUAAAUGCAUCAAUACUCGCAGUCUGGUGACGAAAUAUGUAAGACGAAUUUAUACUUUUUCGCUACCGUUCGUAAUAAUCGCGUUAAUAUGUUAGUUUCUUUCGUUGAGUUUUCCAUCUUCCGUUUGCAAUUAUUAUUGCGUUAUCGCUUGUACUUUCUUUCUUAAUUAAUUUACAGAUACAUUUGCAAUAUUGUAAUUCUUCAGUUGCCAUUUUCGAUGUUUUGUGAUUAUUACAACACUUUGCGAUAAAUUGUGAGAAAGAAAAUAGUUAUCUGUAUAAUGCUUAAGGGAGUUAUAUAUAAUGCGUGAGUCAAAUAAAGAAGUUAAUUUUACAUUA
This is a messenger RNA of Bombus pyrosoma, 1672 nucleotides long. RefSeq names its product protein takeout-like. The transcript has 3 exons. The record is from RefSeq and is a predicted model, not a curated record. The coding region runs from base 196 to 936 and encodes 246 amino acids. Lineage: Eukaryota; Metazoa; Arthropoda; Insecta; Hymenoptera; Apidae.